UACGGUCACACUGGCUGCAAGCCACAAGCAUUCGCUACCUCGAUCAGCUGUGAUAACCGCAACAAAUUGUAUUCGAUGAGUGCCGCCGGUUAUGAUGACGAUAUUGAGAUCCGUGUUGCGGCCGUGGAAGAUGGCAACAGACUGAUGGAGUUUCUACAUGAGCAUUAUUACCGGGAGGAGCCGCUAACCGCCGGCUGUCCGCCACCGGAGCCCGAUGAGGCCGAUGAGAAAUUCCUGCUCUCCAAUUUGCCGCAUGGCACCUGCCUCCUAAUGCUGCACCGCGGCCGAAUUGUAGCCGCUGCUGUGGCGGGUCCGAAAACCGCCGAUGAGGCUGCCCAUCUCUUCGAGGAGGCAGCCGAACUGGCCGGCAGCAAAUGGGGUCGCAUCUUGGGCAUACUGGCAAUUGCGGAGCGAGAUGCGAACGUCUUCGCCCGGUUCAACGUGGACAGGGCUCUGCAUCUGCACGCCAUUGGCGUGGACGCUAAUCUGCGUGGUCGCGCUCUGGGCGAACGUCUCAUGAAUGCCCUGGCUGGCCGGGGACGAGAUUUGAACUAUCCGCUGCUCACCGUCGACUGUACGAGCAUCUACUCUGGCCGCCUGAUGAAACGCCUGGGCUACGAGGCGGUCAACAGAAUGCCCUACACCGACUACGUGGAUGCGGCGGGGCAGCAGCUCAUUCGACCACCUGCUCCACAUGAGUUCUUGGAGACGUUCGCGCUGCGCUUGUAGCUGUACGCAUACAUGCUUAACUUAUACCAUAUUGAGCCCUUAUCUAUACCAUACCAACCAUUGAGAACCGUUUCGCGUGCUUUUUUACUUUAAGACUUAUCAAAUGGCAAUUUAUUAGACACAUAUGCAUUAUAAAUCUAUUAUAUAAUUGUUACCUUUUAAA
Messenger RNA from Drosophila montana, 892 nucleotides. RefSeq names its product Agmatine N-acetyltransferase (gene AgmNAT). The transcript has a single exon. Bases 76 to 729 code for a protein of 217 amino acids. The record is from RefSeq and is a predicted model, not a curated record. NCBI's taxonomy places the organism in Eukaryota, Metazoa, Arthropoda, Insecta, Diptera, Drosophilidae. Gene Ontology annotation, molecular function: N-acetyltransferase activity.